GAUGGGAGAGGAGGGUAAGAAAGUCCAUAAGAAAACUAGAAGAAUGGAGGAAGCCGAAGAAAUGAAGUCGAUAAUACGUGCAAUUUUAAUCUCAGCACCACAUGGUCAAACCUUUGCGGAGUUGCACAAAUCAUACGGAGAACUACUUCAUGUUCGUCCUAUUAUUCCGUUCAAGAAGAUAGGAUAUCGGUCGGAGGUAGAAUAUUUUGAAAAGAAUCCAGACGUUGGGAAGCUGGUAUUCUUGAAUGGUAUCUAUCUUGUUUACGGUCAAGCAACUAAGAAAGACGAACAAAUUGCCAAACUGGUCAGAGGUCAGAAAACUAAAAAAGUCGACCUAGAAAAGAGAGUUAAAACUGAAGAAAAGGCAGCAAGAUUUAGAACACGUGUUAAUACUGGCAUGGAAAUGAGAAAAAAUAUGAGACAUGAAAUUCGACAUAAGCCAACAACAUUUGAGAAGGAAACUACAGAAAUUGUUGAAAAUAUGAAAGGGAAGAUGGUAAAGCUAAUAUGCAAGGUAGAAGAUUCAGAAGAUUGUAAUGGACCGCAUAAAUGCUUCCUGAAGAAGUCAUUUGUUAUAGCUGUAAGAGACAUGUUAAUUGAAGUAGGACCUGAAGAUCUUCCUUUGAGAGAUUUUAGCGAAGCAUUCAGAUUAAAAUUUAAACGCGAUUUAAAAUUGAACACUCAUAGAUCAUCAAACGUCAGAGAACUCUGUGAGAAAAUGCCAGAGAUUCUACAUAUGUAUAGAAAGGAUGGAGAAAUUCUUUUAAAAGCGGUUUACGUAAGAAUUGCGGAUGACGAAGGAAGAGGAGUGUUAAGGAGAAGGUAUAUAGUAGAGGAACCUAUUAAAUCAGAUCCUUCAAGUAAAGUCAAAGUCUCUGUUGAUGAAAAACAGCUUCGUAACAAAGUAUUAGUAAAUACAUCUUUCGACGAUAGCCAAGAUUCUGAUCAAGAAGUUAAAGUAUCUAGUGAAACGUUUUUUUCAUCGAAAGCUAGCGAUAGCUUUUCUUCAUCGAAGCUCACUCACAAUUUUUCAUUGUCGAGCUUAGGACAAAGCCAGUUUUCACUAAAUUCUGCAGAAAGUCAUUCUUUGUUGAACGAAUCUCCUCCACGAACAAUAAGUGAAAGUUCAUUUGCAAAUGAAACAAUCCAAGUGAAUGAUCAAAUUCUACCAAUUGAAAUUCUUGAAAACAGAAUGGUUGAAAUUGUUCGUUCUAUGACCAAGGUCGAAUGUCUUACAGUUGAAGAGUUCUGUCAGGCCUAUAAACAAAGAUAUGAUUCAAGGAUUUACUUAGAAGACUACGGGUGUAACAGCUUUAGAGAUCUCUUUAAGCUAGCUGGAAAUAGCCUUGUAAUAAUGAUUGACUUGAAUGAUGGACGUGAAAAAAUUUGUUUGAAUACAAAAGAAUCAUAUGUUCAACCACAGAGGAAAUUAAAGAGGGUUUAUUGCCAUUUUGCACGAGAUUUACCUUCAGAUGUACCGCGCAUUGGUACCUGUUAUCGUUCCAUAAAAGCACCACUUCCUUCAAAAGCUGAAAGCAUUUAUGUUGAAGUGAGUAUGGUCCUCAAUCCGUCCCACUUUUGGCUGCAAAUAUGGGGAGAGAGAACGACAGUUGCUCUGAAAACAUUAAUGGAUGAACUGGAAGCUUUCUACACCAAUUCCAUCAAUAGAGAGCAAUAUAGAAUGAAGAAUGAAGAUAUCGUAACUGGAAGAUGUUGUGUUGCAUAUCAUGAGGGAGAUUGGCAGCGAGGUACCGUACUGGAUGUCAAAUCUACAAAAGUAGUCUCUAUUUACUUUGUUGAUUACGGAGAGAUUUCCUCUGUUGAGAUAAAAAAUGUAUGUCACAUAACAACUCGUUUUAUGCAAUUACAAGCUCAAGCCCUAAGGGCUUGCUUAUUUGGAGUAAAAGGAGUAGGAGGGUACUGGAGUAAAGAAGCCAAAGAAGUAUUUUUAAACUAUGUACAAACAAAAGUCGUUUUCUGUGGAGUACGAUAUGUUAAUGAUAAUAAUGUCAUAUACUGUGUGAUCGGCGAUGAUAAGCAUAUGCCAGUAACUGAUCUGCUGUUGGAGAAGAAACUGGCCGAAAUAACUCCAAGGAGAAUGUUUGAUAGCGGAAUUAGUGAAACUCACUUUGGUGCUGUUGAAGUCAUUGAAAGUCCAGAAGUUAACAGUUUAAAUGACGAAAAUGAAUAUAACAUUGAAAUUAGACACGUGAAUAUUGGAGGUUUUUUGGUUAAAAUUCUUCUAACAGCUAUUUUUGAUGCCGAAUUAACGUCUUACAUUUCUGAAAAAGAUUUAUCUAAAAUGAUAACUCAAGAGACAUCUAGGAAACUACGUAAAAAAUUUGAUAGUAGAACCUUGGUAAUGUCGGUUGAGAGACACUGCAGAAUAUUAGAAAAAAUUUCUAAAGAGACUGGAGACAGCAAAGAUGAAAACUUUUUUUAUAAAUUUGAAGAUCUUCCUAAAAUAAUGAUUUUUGUUAAUUGUAGCUCAUACCUUAUAAAGUGUGCACAACUAGCUUAUAAAGACUUACAUGAUAAACUUUACGAUGAUAUUGACCGAUACAUGAAUAUAAUUAAAAGUGAACAAGACAUUUUCGGCAAACGACUGAGAGAAGACGAUUGCAGUCCUCAAAAGAGACAAAAAUUAACUGAUGAAGUAAAAGAAAUGAAUGAAUGCUUAUAUGGCUUUGAAGAAAUUCUCUCCAGUGAACUUAGAAAGAAGAAAGCAAACGAAAGGUAUAUUAAUAUGCAGGAAACUCCUGCAGAAGAGCCUGGUCUGGAAAUCACUGAACUAGACUCUACUACUGAAACAAAUGAUCCUACCUCCAGUACGCAAGACUCGAAUCUUGCUGAUUUAUCAAUGAUGCCUCAACGUAAUGACCUUAGCAAAUAUGGAGGCUGUGUCAAUUCCCAACAAGCAGCAUACUUUAUGAACCAAUUUUCUCAAAUGGGCAUAUCCAAUAUGAAUCAAAUUCAACAUGAUAUGCUAAAAUGGAAUUUUGCAAUAGAUCCACGAAACUUUCCAUUCAGGCAACCAACAGUUCCUUUCCCUACUUCACCUUAUUCAAGAAUGGUUCAACCCAUGCGUUAUAUGCAUUAUUAA
Molecule: messenger RNA, 3103 nt
Organism: Dimorphilus gyrociliatus
Lineage: Eukaryota; Metazoa; Annelida; Polychaeta; Dinophilidae
Source: the annotation of a GenBank genome assembly